Linepithema humile (Argentine ant) is the source of this 5720-nucleotide messenger RNA. NCBI's taxonomy places the organism in Eukaryota, Metazoa, Arthropoda, Insecta, Hymenoptera, Formicidae. The record is from RefSeq and is a predicted model, not a curated record.
GCUACUAACGUCACGUUCAUGGACGUUGUUCGCUUCUGUUAAUCUGUGCGGUGUUAGGCAAAUGCGACUAUUUCGUUCUCGCAACGAAAAUAUUCCCAAUCAAAGGGGACGCUACGCUAUAUGUAUUGAUUAUCGAGUGCUUGACACAGUCUAUCAAAGAUGUUGAGUCCAGAGGAAGCAAACAAAUGUGUUUCAGACACACAAGAGACUUACUACGAAGGUGCCAAUGAGGAUACCAAAGAAAAAACUUGUAAGGAGACACAAAACACUAAGGCGAACGAAAGUCAGGAUUUUCAUCUUAUGCUUGAAGAUGAGAGCAUGAGAGAGAGUGAGAAAAUAAAACAAGCACAGGACAAAGAGGCUACUCAGCAGAAACCUUUAGUUGAACAGUUGAAUGUGCAACAGAUACCAGAUGCAUCGCAAUUGAAGACAAAUGAUGAAGUAAUAACUACAAAUAAUAAAGAAACUAAAAAUAAUGAGGAUAAAAAAUCAACACAGAACGAGGCUGUUAAAGAGGCGGAAGGAAAUAUAUCUGACGACAUAUGCGAUUCAAAGAAAAAGGAUGAGCUUUCAGACGAAGACGAAAUAAUCCAAGGUACACCAUUUCAAGAUUAUUCACCAAAAGCAGUGAGCAACAUUGAUGUCACAAGUUUGAAGCGUAAAGCUGGCUCUUUUGAAGAACCACUCGCUAAAGUUCCUAAAACACUAUCGCAGGAAGACACAGCGAAUGUGAAGAAACGUUGCGAAGAGGAGGAAAAUCGCCAGUCUUGCGAGUCUGACAAUUCAUAUGAGGAUUUGUUUAAAGACAUCGAAAAGAAUGUCAUAAUAGAAGAAACUCAAGAUGUUGGCUAUCUGGAGUUGACACAGAAUUGCCUGAAAAACCAUCCUGAACACGCAGCAAAAGCAACCAAUGACAAAGUUUGCGAGCCCCAGGACGAGCAAAUAAAUCAACAACAGACCUUUCCUGAGAUACAUGAUGUCGAAAAAGAUGAGAAUCUGAAUCUUUCCACAAAGAUAACUGACACCAGCGCGAACGACAGCAUUGUCGUCAACAUGAAUUCCAUAAUUGAGAAUGACUCGCGAACGGAAGAUAAUAGUUUGUCACUUGAAACGAAGGAAAACAUAAUCGCUAUCGUCAAUGAGGGACCCAAAAUCGAAAUAUUGAACGAGAUAAACCAAUCUAUAGAAGUAAAAAACACAAAAACGGUAUCAAACGAGAGCAACAAACCAAAGCAAACGAGUGAAAUUGAAAUAAUUGAGAAGAUCUCCGACAACGAGGAGAUUCCAUCUUCACAGACCAAUGUUCCUGAGACCAUACCUAUCUCCAGGAAAUCACGUACAAGUAUAGAAGUGAUAUACGAUAGCGUGAAUGAUGAGUUGCGAUCGAAAGGGAAAAUCGACGACGAGGUGCAGAUUGAAGACGACGGUGUGAAAAUCGUGGACUCAUCAGCGGAAGUGGUCGAAAUCGUGGAUGACUCGCGCGAUAAGAUCAUCGACGACACGAGCGAGAAGAGCGCUGACGAUUCGCACAGCAGGAUUCGCAUCCUCGAAUCGUUAGAGAAGGGCGGCGAGGUAAAGACGGUGUACCAAAGCAGCCUUGAGAACAAGACCUGUAGCGAUAUCAGCUGCCGUUCCACGGCGGAGAGCGCAAAGGAGUCAUCGUUGGACUCCAAGUUGACAAUGGAAAAGCGAUUGGUUAACGGUAGCACGGAAUCUAAACGCAGCGAAUCCACUGACGCCACUCUGAGCGUGGAAUCGGACACAAAUUUAUCUGGCUGCGAGACGCCGACUCCCAACGUCACCGUACAUGAAAACGCAACGAAACCGAGCAACAGUGAUGCAAAGAGUGGUUCCUUCGCUUUCAAGGAUCCGGACAACAACGAGCUUCUCAGCAUUAGCGAUCACGAUUCGUCCAAUACAGAGGACAAGAUACUUAUUCACCAAGGUGAACUAUAAAACGCUUUUAUAUUAGAGCGGGAGGUUGAUAUGUAUCUCAAGCUCAAGUGUCUGAUAAUCAUUGAUGAGAAAACGAAGGAGUGCAUGAGCAAGGAGUUAAUAGCGGUGCAGUGCGAGCCUACGUUGGCAGAAAACUCAUCGGCAAUAGGCAAACAGAAGAACGAGGACAGUCAGGGAUCACUAGCGGAUAUCUCCGACAACAGGGAUUCAUCUCCUGGUUCAGUGAACACAAAUCCUCAAUUAUUCCAGCUCCCGUCCCGAUUGUCGAUGAUGUCGACCGUAAGUUCAUCCAGCUCCGCGUCCAGCGCCGCCUCUCUUGCCGCGCGUCUCGCUCUAAAGAACAUUCCGUUCCCAAUACCGGUCGGCCCGGCGAAACAUGCACGGAAAACCACGCAGGAAGGUGGUCCACUGUCGAAGGACAAGCAGGCGCUGGAGGAGAUCUGUGAUGAUCGCAUGACGCGCGAAUGGAAAAACCAACAUUUGCUCACCACGAAGGUGCUGAAUUACGCGAACGCGGAACUGUUUCCCGCCGGUACGGAAGCUUGCAUAAACGUCAGCAACGAGCGGCUGGACGAUCAUCAUCAUCACUUGCAGAAGAGCAGUAUGCGCUCGUCGACACCGGAGGCGGCUGUAUCUGAACUCGAGCUGGCUGUCACGCCGAAGAGCACGAAGAAGGGUAAGGCGGUGAAGCGAGCAAGAAGCAAAAUAACAAAAUCCACUGCACAGACGAACGGUGAAAACGACAACGUCCCAUCGAAUUCUGAAAUCGACGUAAACACGUCGCCAAGUCGAAAGAAGAGCAAGCUGGAGAAUGAUGACAAGCUGCUGAUAAGCGACACCGACGUGCUGGCAAACUCGUCACCGCAAAACACGCAAAUCAACGAUCUCGUUGGCAAGAUUGUGUUCGCCAAAUGGUCGGACAAGAACUACUAUCCUGGCACGGUGAUUGACCGAGUCAAGACCAAGUACAAAGUGAAUUUCUACGACGGUAAGAGCAAGUUACUCAUACCGGAAUUCGUGAUACCGAUACUAAAGACGCUGCGUGAGGGCCUAUCUGUGUACGCGACUACAGGAGCUGACGACUACGGUUCUUGCGGCAUCAUCGUCGACGUGCAGACAAGCAAGUGCAAUGCCGACGAUGUGUAUUAUACGGUGGCGACCGACGAGGGCGAACGAUUGCGCGUGCAGAUACAUGAUAUCUCCCUGUCGGCCGAUCAGGCGCUGGUGCUGAAGGAGGAGAUGGAUGCCGAGAGCAAGGGUUCCCUGCCGAGCACGCCGAAGGCGUUUGGUCAGGUGACACUUGACAACAUGGUGGAUGGCAAACGACGCUCCAAACGUAUCGGCGGUACACCGAGCUUCUUGACGCCCAAGUCUAGAAGCAAUGCGGCCGGGACGAGCGGCAAUUCAGCUAGCAAGAUUAAAGCAGAGCCAUCAGUGUCUGGUGUAUUGACCAAAUUGAAGAAGAACGCGUUAUCCGAGAACGAAAGCAUGUCGAGCGACUCGAAUAUCGAAGUGAUUCAGGACGAGUAUGUGCUGCGGGGCGUGCAACACGAGAUAAACGGCACGCCGUAUGAGCAGAGGAUCAAAGGGUCGCAGAAUAAAGUCAAGAGCAAGCCGCGCAGUAAAAAAAGAAAGAACGAAGACCCACAGAUAAACGCGGAUCUUGGUCCGAUCCCGCCGAGUAACUCCAACAUAUUCAAAGGCAUGUCGUUCAUUCUCACUUGCGCGUCUUUGGAGUCACUCGACAGAUUUAAAGACUUAAAGAGGGCUGCGAGCACAGAAACGGAAAACAUCGAGACAGACAUUGAGACCGAGAAUGAAGAGGACUGGCUGGAACGACCAUUCGUGCGCGACAGAUUGCAAGCGCAGAUCCUGGCAGGCGGGGGUAAACUUUACGAAGAGUUCAAUCAGAUACCGCAGGAAGAGUAUAAGAGCACAAAACUCAUCACGAAUGUGCCGAACACCACGGCGAAGAGCAUACUGUGCCUGUCUGUCGGUAUACAUGCGUACCAUCAUAACUGGAUCAUCAGAUGUUGCUUACAAAAAAAAGUUGUGAGUGCGGCGGAAGAAGCGCUUCCAGUUGGCUGGAGUCUACAUAAAAAGGAUUACGUAGAAUCAUUCCAAGCCAGUGAUAGUAGACCGUUGACCGAAACGAUUGUCAUUAUUCCAACAUUAAAAUGUGAUGCGCAAUUUGCUACUUUCUGGCGGCAAGUUUGCGAAAAUGCCGGAGCCAUCGUUAUAAUUGCAGAAAGUCCAGAAUCUAUGAAAUCAAUGGACUUUGACAGCGAUAUCGUGAUUGUGUCCAAUCACACAUGUCCAUCGUGGGCCGUGAAUAGAGCAAGUCAGCUGCAGAUUCCAGUGCUGUCCACCACGUGGGUGAUUCAAUGUCUAAUCGAGGGUAAACUUUGCCCCUACUAUCAGCAUCCACGUUACAAAUAUAACCAUUUACCAAAUUAAAGAGCUUCCGUUGACUGGAAAACCGUGAUUUUUUUACAUUCUACAAUUUUUUCGAUUUCACACGCAAUAACUUAGACCAGUGCUUGGAAUUAAUUGCACAUUUUAAGCGAUUUUCAUAUAUCAAUGUCUCAUUUCUCUCCUUGUUGUGCGCGUUGUAGAAGCUAGAGCCAGCGCCGCCGAGCGUUAGGAGCGCCACUAUCCGACAAAUGAAGUGGUUCUUCUAAUCUUUAAAUUUUAAUAAUUGGGGUCCGUGCAAAAAAACACUAUUUGUCGGAUAAUAUCACUUCGAAUGCUCAGCGGCUGUUGCCCUAGCUGCAACGUACGCGAUAAGAAGAAAAAGGAGGCGUUGACAUAUAAAAAUCGCUUGAAAUGUACAACUAAUUCUGAGCACUGACUUAGACUUUUGUACAAUUUUGUAUAAAAAUACGACGUGCAAAGGCGUAAAACAAUUUUAUACACAAUUAAAAACGCAGAUUUCUAAAAAAAAUUUUAAAUGUAAGCGUAUUUAUCCGAUGGUGAUUGUGCCACAUCGCAAAAUUCUAUAAUCCUUUUUUCUAUACACAGUAUAUAUAGUCAUGAAAAAUCAUGGUUUAAUCUUUUUUUUUAUGCACACACGUGCGCGCGCGCGUAUACAUACAUACGUACAUACGCUGCUCUAAAGAAAUCAAUUGCUUUGGCGCACGCAUUUCACGUAAUAGAUCCGAUCCUAAUGUAACAAUUUCUCUCUAUUAUCGCGAGAAUAUACCGUUCGAAUAGCAAAUAUUCAAUCGAAGUUGCCGGCAGACAAUUCCCAUAUCAGUAAAAUAAAUUCUCUCCCUGCAUUCGAUGAACUCUUUAUAAACAGACACGUCUACUAUGUGUGAAAAGAGCUAUUAAUUGCCUCCUGUAAUAGAAUUUCAUGUGAAUUCUACUAAAAACGAUCGCAGUUCAUUGACAUCGAAAUGAAUGUUUUUCCUCUAUUGAUGACAUGAAAUGUACAGGUGACAUUUAUACAUGGGAUAAUUUCGAACGUACAGAUGACAUUUAAAUAUAGGAUGAUAAUUUUAAAACCUACUUUAAUCAUAAUAUCAAUAAUAGCGUAGACGGUGAUUAUAACAACGAAUUGAUAGACAAAAAGACGACAUGUUAAAAUGUCUCGUAAAAUUUUAUUUUAGAAAAUGCAUGAAACAAAAUCUUUCGUCGCUUUCUCUACAGCUUCGAGCUGUCCUCGCUUCAGUAUUUGAGAAUGUGCUAUAUUCGAUUAUUAGUUCUACUAUAUAUUUUAUUAUAUUAAUAUAAUUAUUGAUUUGAAUAACACAGGAAACAUU